UCUUGCAGGAGGUUUUUUCCUCUCACAAAUUCAAGUCGGCAUUUAAACUUAAGCCCCACCUCCCUCGGCGAAGACUCUGAAGUCAUGUCUACAGGACCCUUUCCACCGGCAAAUGAAGAGGGAAGUUUUGUUUCAGCACAGUUUAGGUCCAAACAAGGAAGAUUGUUACAGCUACUUUUGGAGAGAAACACUUCUUUUACCAUCCGUUCAGAUUUCCCUGAAUCUCCGGGAGACAGACUCCAUAACUCGGCCAACCUAAGCAUUCUGUCAGGAGGAACCCCAAAAUGUUGUCUUGACCUUUCUAAUCUUAGCAAUGGAGAGAUGUCUGCUUCUCAGCUUACUACUUCUGCUGACCUUGAGGAAAACGACUCCUUGGAUUUGUCAGGACCGCAGGAUGUGCAGUUAACUGGCAAGGAUUUUCACCAGGACCUUACGAAAGGCAUCUCAGUGCAGCUCCUUUGUAGUACGCCACAUGCUUUGGAUCCUGGCCACAGAAGGAAGGGCGCAAAGCGUAGCACAUCUGCACAUAAAGAAAACAUAAACACCAGUUUAAAGACAUUGGAAUGGGAGGCGCCUAGGACCCCAAGGUUUCGAAAAAUGCCUGGAGAUCUUCUGGCUUCCCCUUGCUGUGAGCCGGAAAUGAAGUAUCUGGGCAGUCCAAUUACUACAGUUCCUAAACUGAGUCAAAAUCUAAAGCUAGAAGGCCAAGAAGGGAUUUCAGAAGAUCCAAUGGAGUGUUCCCUGGAAAAACAAGAUACCAAGGACUUAAGUCUAAAGAAGAUGGUCCCUCUCUGUGACAUGAACACCAUUCAGAUGGAGGAGGAAGAGUCUGACUCAGAGCUUCUGAUUGGUGAUUUCUCAAAGGUGUGUGUGCUGCCAACGGUGCCAGGGAAACACCCGGAUCUGAAGUAUAUCAGCUCAGACACAGUGGCUGCUUUGCUGUCUGGAAAGUUUCAGAGCGUGAUCGAGAGGUUUUAUAUCAUUGAUUGCCGCUAUCCGUAUGAGUACCUGGGAGGACACAUCCUGGGAGCCUUAAACCUCCACAGUCAGAAGGAACUACAUGAGUUCUUUCUGAGGAAGCCUGUUGUUCCUCUGGACAUCCAGAAAAGAGUCAUCAUUGUGUUCCUCUGUGAAUUCUCCUCAGAGAGAGGCCCCCGAAUGUGCCGUUCUCUGAGAGAAAAAGACAGGGCUCUGAACCAGUACCCAGCACUGUACUACCCUGAGCUGUAUAUCCUCAAAGGGGGCUACAGAGAUUUCUUCCCAGAAUAUAUGGAGCUAUGUGAACCACAGAGCUACUGUCCUAUGCUUCACCUGGACCACCAGGCUGAGCUGCUGAGCUGGCGGAGCCAGAGCAGAGCCCAGGAAGGGGAGCGGCAGCUGCAGGAACAGAUCGCCCUCCUGGUGAAGGAUGUGAGCCCACAGCAGCGACUAUGACGUGGCAGUGAAGACACUACAGACACUGAACAGAAGGAGUCAUUUUCCAUGCUGCUAAUCCCAUGAUUGUGUCUGCAAGCACAGGCAUAGCCAGGCAUGCUGCAAACGCCUUUAGUCCUAGCACUAAGGAGGCAGAGGCAGGAGGAUCUUUGACUUUGAGGCCAGUCUGGUCUACAUGUGACCCUGUCUCAAAAACAAAACAAACCCCAUUAAACAAAACCCUCUAGAUGUCUGUAAGCCAACAACCUGUCGUGCUGACAAGCUCCCCUGAGGAUGGGCUUGGUUUCUGUGGAGCUGUUGGCUGAGUUCUAGAUGAUGAGCAGAGAAGUUUGCAUUGCUUUUGAGAGUUCAUAGACUCCUCUUCCCGGCCUGCCAUAUCUUGCCACAAGCAGCUCCUCUGCACAGGCUUCUGGCUUAUUGAGGGCAUAGCUUACAUUCUUUGUAUUUUCUUCCCUUUCUCAGCCUCUUUCCUCAAAUGGGAAAGUAAAAUCAAAGUGACUGGGAGCCCCGUCUCUUCCUGGAAGAUCUGCAUAGGGAGAAUAGUCCUGAGGGGAGACUCCAUGAAGGGCUAGCCUGUCACAAGAGCGCUGAGUCAGCUUGCACACCACAAACAGUUAAGAAAUAGAGUCAGGCCGUGCAGUGGUGGUGCACGCCUUUAAUCCCAGCACUUGGGAGGCAGAGGCAGGUAGAUUUCAGAGUUCAAGGCCAGCCUGGUCUAUAGAGUGAGUUCCAGGAUAGCCAGGGUUACACAAAGAAACCCUGUCUCAAAAAACACACACACAAAAAAGAAAGAAAAAGAA
This is a messenger RNA of Apodemus sylvaticus (European woodmouse), 2234 nucleotides long. RefSeq names its product cell division cycle 25C (gene Cdc25c). Gene Ontology annotation, molecular function: protein tyrosine phosphatase activity. Gene Ontology annotation, cellular component: nucleus; cytoplasm. Lineage: Eukaryota; Metazoa; Chordata; Mammalia; Rodentia; Muridae. Gene Ontology annotation, biological process: G2/M transition of mitotic cell cycle; positive regulation of G2/MI transition of meiotic cell cycle; protein dephosphorylation. The record is from RefSeq and is a predicted model, not a curated record.